Aspergillus alliaceus is the source of this 4311-nucleotide messenger RNA. Its product is annotated as putative VPS9 domain protein. Gene Ontology annotation, molecular function: guanyl-nucleotide exchange factor activity; SNARE binding; phosphatidylinositol binding. The coding region runs from base 310 to 4218 and encodes 1302 amino acids. Lineage: Eukaryota; Fungi; Ascomycota; Eurotiomycetes; Eurotiales; Aspergillaceae. The record is from RefSeq and is a predicted model, not a curated record. The transcript is spliced from 3 exons. Gene Ontology annotation, biological process: early endosome to late endosome transport. Gene Ontology annotation, cellular component: transport vesicle; plasma membrane; late endosome.
GAGAAGCUCUCGCGGCCUCCGCGAAAGCUGUUGAAUUGAACCAACUGCUCCUCCUUGUCCUAAGACCUUCAAUAUUCACGGAAUUUAUAUGUUUUGUUUCAUUUUCCUUCCCCUCAUAAUUGCUCCUGUAAUUAGCCUAGAUUGUGUUAUUUGCUAGCACGCUGAGCUUGUGUUUAUAUUUCCCCGCAAGCGCAUGCGCCGGAGCUCCUCCCCUGUGGCGACCGAGGAGCGCAAAUCCCCCCUCGACUUUGAAAUAAACGACUUGAUGAAGACCGGAGCUCCUUCGUUGGGCCGUCCAAAGCCGUUUGGAUGCACCCUCUAAACCCUUUCCUGCGUGCCUUCUUCCGAAGCACCGUUCCGGGGCAGUGUAUACCAACUGAGAAUCAUGUUCUCCUCGUUCCUGUGACCGAAUCGCUGAUCGGCUCCCGUGAUAGAGAAUCGGCUCUCUACUAUUCCGACCUCGUCGGCUCCGAAGAAUUUCUAGGCAGCCACGCGCUUCGAAUUCCCGUCGCCAAUGGAACGGCCGGAACAAAGGAUGAUUCAAACGUCCGUGACAGUAGGGGAAAGGCAAAGCAGGUGACGACUGUCAAUGGCCGGACCGUGAUAAUAAAGGAGAACUCGGUUUAUAGCAAUAAAGGCUUCAAGUCUUUGACCCAAGCCCAGCUGCUGUCCGACGCCCUCUACUAUACACCAAGCAAUGGUUCUCAGCCAUGGCUCAUCUACUACAUCUCGCGCCCAUUGAUUGGCUCGUUUGACCCCGGAAAAAUCAUAUCGGCCGUGGUGCCAGGAACUCUGCCAAAAAGGAGCAUUUCGAGCAGCAGUACCAAGUCUGGGGAGUCGGUCGCCGCGCCCCCAAAGAAGGAGAUCAAGAGCUUUGCGGAAUUAUUAGCCCACUUCCCGAUGAUCGCAAGGCAGAUGCAGCCUGGGCUGGAGAGAUUGUUCCGGGAAUUUGGAAAAGAAUUGGGUAAACCGUUACCUCCGCCUCCAUCGCGCUCUCCUGUUUUGUCUGAGGAGCUUAACUGGAAAAGUGAUCGUGAUGAUGCCCCUAUCGAUGAAACCGCUUCCCUGCGCAGUUCAUCAUCACGCUUUAGAAAUGGGCUUCCCUUCAACUCGGAAGAGUACUUCGAAGACGAUGAGGACCUCAUGCGUCGCAGCCUCGAGACAGCUAUUACGGCAGCCAUUGAUCUCUUCCGGUUAGUGGAUAAACAGCAGCUGUCAUUCCUCGGCGCCACAACUGACCUGACUGGACCACUUGUCGAGAGAUUAAUCGAACGCUACGUCGCUGAGCAGGUGCACGAAUCCCUUCUUUUCCCUCGCCUAUGUAGCUUUCGCCAGCCCGAAGACACGGAGUUGGAUACCAGGAUCCGCCAGAUGGAGAAUAUAGACGUCUCUCAAGUGGGCAUAGUCGUUGAGAAUGGACGAGAGGGAAAGCGGGAGUUGCUGCAGCGCCUAGGUAGGGCAGUGGAGGAGUUCCGCAAGAUGCUGGAUGCUAAAUGUCCUCACGAUAUGUUGAACAUUUUGCUGGAAACAGUGAAGAUUUUGUCGUACCCUGGCAACUAUGACAAAGCCAAUCCACAAGCAUCAGAGAAGCAGAGUGCCCCCGUAACAGUGAAUGCUGAUGUUUUGGUCUCAUUAUUGCUUGUCGUGGUCAUUAGAUCUCAAACCAAGCAUUUGCAAGCCCGACUGUUGUAUAUGCAGCACUUCAUCUAUGUUGAUGAUGUCGACAGUGGAGAAAUGGGUUACGCUUUGAGCACUUUUGAAGCUGUUCUUACUUAUCUGGUGACUGAUUCGGCAGGCCUUCGCAGGUCAAGCAUCCGAAAUAGGCGUUUAUGGAAUGCUACCAAAAGCGGACGUAUUGCCGAUAUGAGGGCUAUCCUGGAACCAGAUGGUAGCCCCGAAUCUAUAGACGAUUAUGCCUGCGAGCCUGAAGCGAGAGGCGUUCUAUUCAGAACAGAUGAGGGCAAUGAACAAGAUCGACCACAAGUGUCCCUGCCAAUCCUUGGUGGCCGCAAUGAAAGCAAUGGGGAGAGAGCAGUCCUUGAUAGCCCGACAGACACUCCCCCUUUAGCACAUGUAUUUCCUUUUCAGACAUGGGCAAGCAGCCCUCCCCCUCAAGAGAUCCGACGCCCUAUUAAGAAAGUGUCUAUGGAUGUCCGCAGCCUAUCUGAGUCUUCGGCCAUUUCAUUCGCUUCACGUACGACUACGAUGGGGUCUAUGACGAGUACGAUCGAGGGAGACAGCUCGAUUGAGACAUUGACCAAGACCCAGGAUGCUGCGGGCCAUUCAAUUCCAAUGAUGGCGGUGGAAAAUCGGCAGCCAGAUGCCUUGAAAUACCUGCUUAGUCUGGAGGAAUACUAUCCAUUAGAAGACGUCCUCGAGGAUACGAACACGGAUGGAACAACGUUACUUAGCGCGGCUGUCCAGCUCGCGCAUACCGAGAUGGUAGACAUCCUAUUAAAUUACCUCUCCAGCACAACAGAUGAGCAAACUAUUUCCUCAUACUUGAGGAAGUCAGAUAUACAUGGACGGACAGUCGCUCACUACCUCUUCAGCACGCCAUCAGUGAUGCAUAAGUUGGAGCGGCUACUUCCUUGGCGCCAGCGUGAUAAGCAUGGGCAGACGCCGCUGUUCGCUCUUUGCAGAUCUUAUGACCAUCCUGAUUAUAAGUCAAUGGUGAAUGAAGGGUUGACGGCAGCUCAAAAGUCUCAAGGAGAUGACAAGCCACUGCGUCUUGAUGAUCAUGUCGAUGCGAAAAGCAAUACCUUGCUACACAUCGUCAGUGAUCCCGAUAUCACCAUCCGGAUUCUCCAAGAAUGCGACUGCGACCCAAAUGCGACGAAUGAUAAGAGGUUCACCCCUUUGAUGAUGGCUAGUAAGUACGGCCGCAUCGAUCAAGUUCGGAUUCUCUUCCUGGACCCUAGGGUGGACGUGCAUCUUAAAGAAGCCCGUGGACUCACAGCUGUUGAGCUCGCAAAAGAUGAUGAAGUGCGCAACCGCAUCGAUGAUCUGAUUCUUAUCUCCAAUCCGCCUUCAGCAGCGGACGAUCCCUCCGGUCGUGUUACUACUGUGGUCCGCUCAUUUUUUGUCGAGGAUGCGACUGUACGCUUUGUGCUUAAAUCUGGGGCGCCAAAUUCCGGAGAAUCCCGAUUCGCACCUACCACCACCUACACCGUCACAACAUGCAAGCGUACUUUUUCAGACUUCGAAAAUCUCGCUAAAUGGCUGGCUAUCGAACACCCGGCGUCAUACAUGCCUUCACUCUCCGACUUCCGCUCUCCCUUUCAGGUCCACUCAAAACCAUCUCGAUCGGUUCUUCACGACAUGCAGGAGAAACUUAACAGAUUUCUUAAAGUCUUACUUUCUCACCCCACAUUCUCAACCCAUGAAAUGCUUUGGGAGUUCUUUCUCGUCCCAGAACUCCAGCCAGAGAUGAUGGCAGAUCGGUCUCGUCGGAAAGCGCAGGUGCUCUACGAGUCAAUUGCAGACGACUACGAACCCGUCACCCAGGAAGGUAUGCGGGAGACCGAGCAGUUCGUCACACACGCCCAGGAAAUGGUGCGCGCCGUUCAUGCGAACACGCGCAGUCUAAUACGCCGUGGUUAUGCUUUACAGAACUCCGCUUCUGACAUUGCUGAUGCCCUGAUUCUGUGCUCCUCUGCCGUCUCAACCCUCAAGAAACCUACCAACGCUCUCCCCCAGACCCAUGUCGACGCAUUCCACCGUUAUGCCACCUACCUCUCAACCUCAUCGUCUGAUUCAUCUCCGCUCCUCCAGUUCCUCAGCACCGUCACCUCCAUCGACAACACUACAUCCGCCAUUCUAGACUCCCUCGCCCGUCCCAUCAACCUCAUAUCUACCCUCUCAUCCGCCUCGCGCUCCCUCUCCCGAGCCCGCUCCUCCCUAGCCUCCACCACCCUACCCCGGAAGUUCAACCUCAACUUCCCCGGUCUCGAAGAAUCCCGCCAAAAGUCCGCCCGCGACUUAGAGACCAAGAUCCAAGAAUCCGAAACCCAAAUCGCCCACCUCUCCCGCGAGAUAACCUGGAACAAAGACGUGGUCGUCAGCGAAUUGGCGGGCUGGACAACAUGGAGAGAGAAAGUAGGCCGAGACGCGAUCCGCGCUUUCGUGAAGGCCACUCUCGUCCAGGAGAAGGAACGUGGAAAGAGACUCGAGCGGUGUUUGAGGAGUGUGCGGCAAUCGGAUGAUCGUGUAGUAUAAUAAUAGACUUGCCUUUUCCCCCUUUCCUUUGCUGUUCGUUUCGCUGUAGAAUUAGGAUCUUGAUUUUAUUAUUGUGCGUUCUUUGCGAGGAGA